Drosophila willistoni is the source of this 2750-nucleotide messenger RNA. It is a transcript of the gene osy, whose product is annotated as ABC transporter G family member 20. The transcript is spliced from 9 exons. Gene Ontology annotation, molecular function: ATP binding; ATP hydrolysis activity; ABC-type transporter activity. The record is from RefSeq and is a predicted model, not a curated record. Gene Ontology annotation, cellular component: membrane. Lineage: Eukaryota; Metazoa; Arthropoda; Insecta; Diptera; Drosophilidae. Bases 56 to 2389 code for a protein of 777 amino acids.
GAAAAUCAUCAGCACACUUUAAGAACUUCAAGUGAACAGAACUAAAAAUAUAAAUAUGGAUGCCGAAGCCGAUGGUAUACCGCCAGCUGUAACAUCAACAGCAACGGCAACUAACAGCACCGAUCUGGACUUGGCGGCACGUCGUCGUCUCUUCAUAUCACAGCCAUCAACAUUGGCAACGCGACGCCAACAGGCGGUCUGUGUAAGGCGUGCCCAUAAAAUGUAUGGCAGUGGCAAGAAUCCAAAUAUUGUACUCGAUGGCCUGAAUAUGACGGUGCCCAAGGGUUCCAUUUAUGGCCUACUGGGCGCCUCUGGAUGCGGCAAAACAACUCUGCUCAGCUGCAUUGUUGGACGACGUCGUCUCAAUUCGGGUGAGAUUUGGGUACUUGGCGGACGACCGGGCUCGCGUGGUUCCGGUGUGCCAGGACCGCGAAUUGGCUAUAUGCCACAGGAGAUUGCCCUUUAUGGAGAAUUCACAAUGCGCGAAACUUUAAUCUAUUUCGGUAUCAUUUCGGCCAUUGCCCGUAGCGACAUUGAGGAUCGCACCGAAUUCCUACUGAAAUUGCUCAAUUUGCCAAAUGGUUCGAAAUUUGUCAAGAAUUUGAGUGGCGGUCAACAGCGACGAAUGAGCUUGGCUGUAGCCUUGCUGCAUGAGCCAGAACUCCUCAUAUUGGAUGAGCCCACAGUGGGUGUGGAUCCAGUGCUGCGUCAAAGCAUUUGGGAUCAUUUGGUGGACAUUACAAGAAAUGGUCACACGACUGUAAUAAUCACCACACAUUACAUAGACGAAUGUGCACAGGCUCAUAUGAUUGGACUGCUACGUGGUGGCAAAAUGUUGGCUGAAGAGUCACCCGAAUAUCUAAGACAACAAUAUAAUGCCGAUUCGUUGGAGGAUGUUUUUCUCAAACUUUCUGUUAUGCAAAACAUGGGUAAACGACGACGUUCAUCAAUUGCCCAGGAAAUUGUUGAACAAGUAACAGUGCCAGCCAAUUCUAAUCCCGCUUUGGAUAUGUCCGAUGAGCAGCAUGCGGCCGAAAUAUCUGGUGAAUUUGGGGAUAAUAUUUCAAUGUCAUCGGCUGCCCGAGACCCGAUCAGUAACACAGCUCUGGCGGCACCACCAUUGCCACCAGCCCAGGAGAUACCCACAUCGUUUUGGUACAAUUUACAUGUGAUGCAAUCGCAUCAUUUACAUGCACUUAUCUGGAAGAACUUUCUGUGGAUGAUGCGCAAUGUGGGUAUAAUGCUUUUCAUUGUGGGACUGCCUGUGGUGCAAAUAUUGCUAUUCUGUUAUGCCAUUGGCCAUAAUCCGACUGGCAUCAAAUUGGCUGUGGCAAAUCACGAGAUGUCCGAGGAAAUGAUUAUGCAACAGUUCUGUCCAGUGCACACCGGAUGCAAUCAGACGAUGUUGAGCUGCCGUUAUCUCGAUAUGCUGGUCAAGAACAACAGCAUGGUUGUGAAUUAUGUGAAUGACGACGAGGCAGCCUAUGAGCAGGUGCGACGUGGCAAUGCCUGGGCCGCUUUGGUUAUACAACCUAAUUAUACCACAACAUUGUUGGAGCGAGUGGAAGCCGGACGAUAUGCCGAAAACGAGACUUUAGAGGCAUCCGAUCUGAAUGUUCGCAUGGAUGGGUCGAAUCAACAAAUCGCACAGAUGCUUUACGCUGACUUGCAGCUCACUUUCUUCAGCUUCGUGGAGAAUAUGUUAAGUGAAUGCGAUGUGAAUCCCAAGCUAGGACGUGUUCCUGUAGAUUUCAAUGAACCGAUUUAUGGCUAUCGCAAUCCCAACUUUACCGAUUUUGCUGCUCCCGGUGUUAUAUUGACCAUUAUAUUCUUCCUUUCGGUUGCCAUUACCUCGGGUGCCAUGUUGAUUGAAAGGAAUGAGGGCAUGCUAGAGCGUUGCCUUGUGGCAGGCAUCACAGGACCUGAAAUCUUGCUCUCCCAGGUGGUCACCCAGUUCACUGUGAUGUUGAGCCAAACCGUAUUCGUGCUCAUUGUUAGUUUCUAUUUCUUCGAGUUGACUCUUGUGGGAGACAUUUGGCUGGUGGUUGCCCUUUGCAUAUUGAAUGGCUUGUGCGGCAUGACCUUUGGCUUUGUCAUCUCUUGCGCUGUGGACACCGAGAGAACAGCCACCUACGUAGCUAUGGGCUCAUUCUUACCCAUUGUGAUGCUGUGUGGCAUUAUUUGGCCCAUUGAGGGCAUGUUCCCGUUGCUGCAAUUUGUGACUGCCUUCCUGCCUCUAACCAAGCCAACGGAAUCAUUGCGAUCCAUUCUACAGAGGGGUUGGGGCAUUGAUAAUCCCGCUGUCUAUAAUGGAUUUAUAUCGAUUUCAUCAUGGGUUCUAGUCUUCCUGGUGCUAACCAUAUUGCUGAUCAAGUUCAAGAAGGGCUAAAUGGUGUUCCAUCUGAAGAUACUGCUGAUGAUUUUACUAGGUUCUUAGGGUAGUGCAUAGAUUGUACAACUAGAAUAUCGAUGAGUAUGUCUCUUUCUCCCCAUUUUGUUAGUCCUUAGUAUAGGUCUUGGAUAUAAUAUAUGUAUUUUUCAUAUGCAUGGAAUUGUUGUGCCUUUAUCAUAAGUUACGUAUAAUCUAAUUUCCCUCCACACAUUAUAUUCACGUGACUCAUAUAGAUUUUAUAAACAAUCAAUCGAUCAUAAAUGGAGAACAGAUAUCGUAUCUCUAUCUCACAAACAUUUAUUCUUACGAAAUCGAAUGUAAAUUAAGUUAACGAAAAAUAAAACUUUGAAUAUAAAAA